Phaeoacremonium minimum UCRPA7 is the source of this 2073-nucleotide messenger RNA. Its product is annotated as putative amp-binding enzyme protein. The record is from RefSeq and is a predicted model, not a curated record. The transcript is spliced from 5 exons. NCBI's taxonomy places the organism in Eukaryota, Fungi, Ascomycota, Sordariomycetes, Togniniales, Togniniaceae. Bases 1 to 2073 code for a protein of 690 amino acids.
AUGGCUCAUCCUCAAGACGAGGUCCAUCAUCACUCUAUCAAUGACCCGGAAACCUUCUGGGGCCAACAAGCAGAGCAUCUGUACUGGCACAAGAAGCCAUCUGCCGUACUGAAGGAGUAUACAAAGAAACUAGAUAAUGGCACGGUUCACGAUCAUUGGGAGUGGUUUCCCGAUGGCGAGAUAUCGACAUGCUAUAAUUGUGUUGAUCGUCAUGUCUUAGAAGGCAAUGGCGAUCAACCGGCUAUCCUGUACGACAGUCCUGUCACGAACACAAAGCAGAGGAUCACAUAUAAGCAACUACUCGAGGAGGUUGAGACCUUUGCUGGGGUCCUGAGAGAUGAAGGCGUCAAAAAAGGGGAUGUGGUUCUUGUGUAUAUGCCUAUGAUUCCGGCCGCUUUGAUUGGUAUAUUAGCGGUCAACAGGAUAGGAGCUAUCCAUGCCGUCGUCUUCGGAGGGUUUGCCGCCCAAGCUCUCGCUCAGCGGAUCGACGCAUCUCGACCGGUUGCUAUCCUCACAGCAUCUUGUGGCAUCGACGGCAACAAACCCCCUAUCCCCUAUCAAGUGUUUAUCGAAGAGGCAGAGGAUCUCGCAGAGUGGAAGACCCCAAAGACCAUUGUAUGGCAACGCGACCAACUUCGAUGGGGCCGCAUGAGAUCAACUGAAGGGGAGCGUAACUGGCAGAAGCUUGUCAGGAGCGCAAAGGCACGGGGCGUAAAGGCUGAAUGCGUGCCGGUCAAGUCGACCGAUGGUAUAUACAUCAUCUACACAAGCGGCACAACAGGUCUACCGAAAGGUGUGCUCAGAGAUGCGGCCGGUCAUGCUGUUGGCCUUCAUCUUUCUAUAAGCUAUCUAUUCAACAUCCACGGACCUGGCGAUGUGAUGGGAUGUUUCAGUGACAUUGGCUGGGUUGUCUCUCACAGCUAUACGCUAUAUGGGCCGCUUCUAACCGGAGCCGCAACGGUGUUAUAUGAGGGCAAGCCAGUAGGCACGCCCGACGCUUCGGCGUUCUGGCGAAUCAUCGAGGAAUAUAAGGUCAACACGAUGUUUACAGCCCCAACGGCUCUCCGUGCCAUUCGAAAAGAUGACCCGGAAAACACGUAUAUCACCAAGAUAGGGAAGCGAGGUGGCUUGAGAUCCUUAAAAGCUAUGUUCCUGGCCGGCGAACGCUCCGAGCCCGCUAUAAUCACUAUGUAUCAGGACCUGCUAAAGAAAUACGGUGCCAAUGAUGCUCAUGUCAUCGACAACUGGUGGUCAUCAGAAUCAGGCUCACCAAUCUCGGGAAUAGCCCUGGUGCCUCACGCCGGGAAGGAUAGGAAGACUGAUGUUCGAGAUCACCCUCCUUUGGAGAUAAAGCCUGGCAGCGCGGGCAAGGCCAUGCCAGGCUUUGACGUCCGUGUUGUUGAUGACAACGGCAAGGAGGUGCCAAAAGGCAGCAUGGGAAACAUAGUCCUGAACACACCUCUUGCGCCGACUGCCUUCCGCACUCUCUGGGAAGACGAGGAGAGAUUCUACAAGGGUUACUUGAAACGGUUCGAUGGGAAGUGGGUUGAUACGGGAGACGCUGGCUGGAUCGAUGAACAUGGAUACAUACAUAUUAUGGCUCGCUCGGAUGAUAUUAUCAACGUUGCUGCACACCGCCUUAGUACAGGAACACUAGAGCAAGCUAUCACAAGCCACCCACUCGUCACUGAAGCGUGUGUGGUAGGGAUUCCCGAUGCUUUGAAAGGCCAAAUGCCUUUUGCAUUUGUCGGCACGAGUUCGGAUAUAUCAGAUGAUCAGCUAUUCAAAGAGGUGCAGAAGCUUGUGAGGACACAGGUAGGGGCCAUUGCCAGUUUGGGUGGCAUGAUUCAAGGAAAGGGCAUCAUUCCAAAGACUCGCUCUGGUAAGACGUUAAGGCGUGUUCUCAGGGAGCUCCUAGAGAACGCUGUUCAUGGUGAAUUUGACAAGGAGGUCAAUGUCCCGCAGACGGUCGAGGAUGCCGCGGUCGUGGAUUUGGCUAGAGAGAAGAUACGAGAUUAUUGGGCAGAAAAGGGACAACUCCAUAAGUCCAUUGAGACCAGAGCAAAGCUCUGA